Eremomyces bilateralis CBS 781.70 is the source of this 576-nucleotide messenger RNA. RefSeq lists its product as uncharacterized. Bases 4 to 321 code for a protein of 105 amino acids. NCBI's taxonomy places the organism in Eukaryota, Fungi, Ascomycota, Dothideomycetes, Eremomycetales, Eremomycetaceae. The transcript has a single exon. The record is from RefSeq and is a predicted model, not a curated record.
GAGAUGGCUAACACUGCUGCUGGCAUAGACCCGGCGCUGUCCGGCUCCCAUGCUGGAGCGGAAGAUGAUGAACCAGGUCUUCCAGUAUGCUCCGCGCACUGCCUUUCUCAUAUAAAUUAUAUAGGAAGUCCAGUCUCUGACGCAUUAAGUAGCCCGAGGAUUUCCAAUCCUACCUCCGUAACCCGAAGAAACGGGUACGAGCGAAGCGCCAUCACCACGCCGAAGCCGUCAGUGAGGACAAUGCUCGCGUUGCGAAGCUGUCCAGAUCAACGAGGUGGAACCAUUUCUUUUUCCACAGCUGUUUUGAGGAAAACAAAUUGAUCCAGAAUGUGUACGGAUCUGUGACGGCGGACGACGUCGAGUGGCGAGAAGCGCAUGACUUUAUUCAUGCCUGGUCCAAAGGCUUCAAGUUUGAGACUAUCAGGAACAUGAAGGCUAGCUAUACGUCUUACUAUGUUGUUCUUUUGCUAAUUUCGCGUAGAGUUACGUUGAACGGCUCAUCGAAGAGGAUACAGUCGCUGCAUCAAUUGCAGUAGAUAAAUUUACCAAAUUUAUCGAGUCGGAGUCGGUUUUUUC